This is a messenger RNA of Rotaria sp. Silwood1, 2000 nucleotides long. NCBI's taxonomy places the organism in Eukaryota, Metazoa, Rotifera, Eurotatoria, Philodinida, Philodinidae. The record is from the annotation of a GenBank genome assembly.
AUGGCGACUGUAACUGAAUCAAAUCUAUGUUCAAUUUGUAAUAAAUCUUCAGCUAAAUCCUUUUGUAUUGGAUGUAAAAAAUACUUUUGUCGGAAGGAUUUCAAAGAACAUGAACAACAACUAUUGGUAAAAUUUGAUAAUGAAAUAGUGAAUUCACACAAUGAACUUCUUGAUCAAAUACAAAAAUUAGAUAAAUCGAAUUGUUUGCCAUUGGAUCUUUUUAAUGAAAUUGAUAAAUGGAAAAAAAUAACAAUCGAAAAAAUCGAAAAAGCAGCAGAAAAUGCUUAUUAUGAUCUCAUUGAGUUAAUCGAUAAACAACGAACGGCAAUAAGAAAAGAACUAGCAUCAAUAACAAAAGAAAUUCAUAGUCUUCGAGAAGAAGAAAAUUUUGUUGAAACCGAUAUUGAUCGACUUAGACAAAAAAUCAAUGAAAUACAACAAAAAAUCGAACAAUUUACUCGAAACGAUACAAAUAAAAGCUUAAUUAUUGAUAAUAAUCAAAUUGAUUGGAAUCGAAUUAUCUACGUUCGAGACAAAAACCAAAAUUGUGAGUAUUUUGAACUAAACAAAAACUGAAAAAAUAAAAUUUUCGACAGAUUCGAUUGCACUUUUCAUUUCAUUUAUCGAUCGAACUGAAUUCAUUUAUAGAUCGGAGACAGUUCGAAAGAUACAUAAUUUUCCAGGUCUUUAUUCGCUAGAUAUGGAAAUUUCACUGGAUUUUUCAACAAAAAACUGAUCUGCUCAGAUAGCAUGGAAAAUCGACUUUCGAAUUUCGACUUCAAAUUUUGCAUGAACAGAAUUCUCUAUGAGAUUAAUUCAUUGAGAAAGUUUUAGCUUUUCUAGUGUUUCUUUUCUGGAAAUGUAAGUAUAUGAACAAAAUUUAAUUUUAUACAUGAACGAAUUUUAAAUUUUUUAAUAUGUCAAGAUAGAAGAUACUAGAAACUUUAGGACUUUUCCAAUGAACUACUUAGUUACACUGAAGAGUUUUUUCAUGCAACUUUUUGAAGUCGCAAAUCGAAAGUCAUUUUUUCAUGUGAUCUGAGAGAGACCAUAGGUUUUUUGCUGAAAACCCUAUAACUCGAGGACGAAGAUCUAGAAAACUAAAUCAAUCUAGUCUUUUCUAUUAUACUCUAGCUACCCUCGAUUGAACAUCAUCUUAAUCGAAAAGCGAUUUGUCACCUGGAGAAGUUCUCUCGUAAAAUUAAUUUUCACGUUGCAUAGUUCAGAACAGCUUUUGAUUUAUUCUUAGAUUAUGAAAAUAUUAGAACGUCGAAUUAUUUAACAAAAUCUAAUCGAAUACAAGUGUUUUUUUUUCCUUUAAAAAAUGACAAAACUUCGACGAGAAUCAAAAUAUUACCAAGAUCAUAUCUUUCCUCAUCGACUUCAAUUUUUCGAAUUGUUUCUCAUCAACAAAAACAAAAAAAAAAAUUCCACUGUCAACAAGAAGAAGAAUAUCACAUACAGAUUGAUUUGAAAAGACUAAUUCUAAAAUAUGAAUAUUUCAACUAAAGUCUAAAUAAAAAAAUACAUUUUCUUUUUGAAAGCCUAAUAAAUACUAAAACACGAAUCAUUGUUGAAGAUUUUCAUUUAUCGAAAAAUAAUUUCCAAAAUGAAAUCAUUUUAAUCAUUGAUAAAUAUUUUGAAAAACGUAUUCGAAAUUCAAAUUCAUAAUGAAUUAUUGAAUGAUGAACACAUAAACGUAGAACUCAACGUUUCUAUAAGGAUCAAAUGUUCGAAUAACUAUGUUUGUUUAUUCUAUAGGAAAUACAUUUAAAAAUUGAAUGAUAAAACAAAUCAAAAAUAGUCUAAAAUUUUGUUAAUACUUAGUCGAUUUCAAUUGAGAAUAAAAGACAAUUUUCUUCGUGUAUUUUUCUUUAUAAGUAAUUUGAGUCAGUAAAUGAAAAUACAUAGUUUUAGAAUAUGGAACCUUUGAGUAUUCAUAGAAUAUAAAUAAAUACAAAAAGUAGACAAAUUUUUCCUAAGAUAUCAAUGGAAGAUCG